Messenger RNA from Trichomonas vaginalis G3, 600 nucleotides. RefSeq lists its product as uncharacterized. The transcript has a single exon. Bases 1 to 600 code for a protein of 199 amino acids. The record is from RefSeq and is a predicted model, not a curated record. NCBI's taxonomy places the organism in Eukaryota, Parabasalia, Trichomonadida, Trichomonadidae.
AUGAAUCCAAUCGAAAUUAAUGCUGAAGGCAAUUUUGAACACGAUGGAUUAUUCGAAAUAAUGAAUACAUUUAAUUCGCUAACCAAAUUCAUUACGCAGGGGUCUCCAUUAGAAUACCCAGUACUUUAUGCUCAUGCGUUGCAACAAAAGUAUAAAGUUUUUAAUGAAUACGAACAUGAAAUUGAAGAGUUUUUCAUUAAGGUUAGAAUAAGUAUUUUAUGUUGCAAACAUCCAAAUUCAAUUGCAUUAUAUUCAUUAAGAUUUAAUUAUUUUUUAGAUCUGUUCAUUGAUAAUCUUAGCAAAGAUAAUGCUGAUUUUUUUGAGGAGAAACUUCCCUCUCUUUACAUUUUAGAACACGCUCCUACUGAAGAUAUGCCUCCAAUUGAAACAGAUGAAAUAAUACCAGCAGAUAUAACUCUUAAUACACUUACAAUUAGUCAAGUUGGCGCUUUUACCCUCUCACAAGAUCAAAAUUUGAUUCCAAGUUUCACAACAUUUAGCGGUACAGCAAGAUCGUCAACUAGGCAGGAUAACAUGACAACAAACAGUAGACAAGAUGCAGGUAAUACAAAUUCGAAGCAAGUUUUCGUCAAUAAAUAG